CUCUCUCUCAAAGUAAUCAUUACUCUUCUACCUCUUCAUAUGAAGACUCUGACAAACCUGCAUCUUGUGACAUUGCCGGUUAAAAUCUCGAUGCUGCGCUUCAGCUUUUAAGUUUAAAGAUAAAAUGGGGAAAGACUCGAGGUUCUUGAUUGGGAUUGGGGUUGCACUGCUCUGUUGUUGGAUAGUGGGGGCUAAUGCAGACUACAUGCUCUACAAAGAUCACCGCCAGGCAGUCGGCCGGAGAAUCAAGGACCUAAUGAGCAGGAUGACACUGGAGGAAAAAAUUGGCCAAAUGGUGCAGAUUGAGCGCCAGGUUGCCUCUGCUGAGGUCAUGAAGAAAUACUACAUAGGGAGUGUGUUGAGUAGUGGAGGAAGUGUUCCAAAGCAGAAGGCAUCAGCUGAGGCCUGGGUGGACAUGGUGAAUGAUUUCCAAAAGGGUUCAUUAUCGACCCGGCUUGGUAUACCAAUGAUUUAUGGGAUUGAUGCAGUUCAUGGUAACAACAAUGCUUACAAUGCUACUAUUUUUCCUCACAAUGUUGGCCUUGGAGCAACCAGGGAUCCUGAGCUGGUUAGGGAGAUAGGAGCUGCAACUGCCCUUGAAGUAAGGGCUACUGGGAUUCAAUAUGUGUUUGCACCUUGCAUCGCGGUUUGCAGAGAUCCAAGAUGGGGCCGUUGCUACGAGAGUUAUAGUGAGGAUCCUGAGAUUGUCAGGUCAAUGACUGAGAUCAUUCCAGGCUUACAAGGCGAGGCUCCGCCUAAUUACCCACUGAGUGUUCCCUUUGUUGCUGGAAGAAAAAAAGUUGCUGCUUGUGCCAAGCAUUAUGUGGGAGAUGGUGGCACAGUGAAGGGCAUUGAUGAGAAUAAUACAUUGGUUGACAUGCAUGACCUUUUCAGCAUCCACAUGGCGGGUUACUAUAAUUCUGUUAUCAGGGGCGUGGCGACUGUCAUGGCCUCAUAUUCGAGCUUAAAUGGAGUGAGAAUGCAUGCAAAUCGUGAUAUGAUCACUGGAUUCCUAAAGAAGACGCUACGUUUCAGAGGAUUUGUUAUCUCAGACUUUAAGGCUAUUGACGACCUUACUCCUACUGUGCAUGGAAACUACACAUAUUCCAUUCUAACUUCUAUCAAUGCUGGAAUCGAUAUGGUUAUGGUUCCAUACAACUACACAGAAUUCAUUGAUGGCCUAACCUAUUUGGUGAAGAAUAAGUUUGUUCCAGUAAGCCGAAUUGAUGAUGCAGUUAAAAGAAUUCUUAGGGUGAAGUUCGUGAUGGGGCUUUUCGAGGAUCCAUUGGGUGAUUAUAGCUUGGCACAUCAUCUAGGAAGUCAGAAACAUAGGAAACUGGCAAGAAAAGCUGUGAGGAAAUCUCUUGUUUUGCUGAAGAAUGGUGCAAAUGUAGAUGAACCAGUUUUGCCGCUUCCAAAGAAGGCGUCGAGAAUAUUGGUUGCAGGAACUCAUGCACACAAUAUAGGCUAUCAGUGUGGUGGAUGGACAAUUGGAUGGCAAGGACUCAGUGGCGAUAUCACAGUAGGUACUACAAUCCUCACAGCUAUAAAGAACACUGUUGACACGAAAACGCAAGUCACAUUCGAGGAAAAUCCUGAUCCCGAAUUUGUCAAGUCCAGCAAAUUCUCCCACGCCAUUGUCGUGGUGGGGGAGAAAACAUAUGCAGAGGGGAGUGGAGACAGCUUGAACCUAACAAUCCCCGACCCCGGGCCAAGCAUCAUCACCAACGUCUGCGCCCAUACCAAAUGCGUAGUCGUUCUCAUUACAGGUCGUCCCGUUGUGAUCCAGCCAUAUCUCCCCCAGAUCGAUGCACUGGUAGCUGCUUGGCUUCCUGGAACAGAAGGCCAAGGUGUUGCAGAUGUUCUGUUUGGUGAUUAUGGUUUCACUGGCAAGCUUCCUUUUACAUGGUUCAAGACCGUUGAUCAGCUCCCUAUGAAUGUUGGAGAUACACAUUAUGACCCACUUUUCCCAUUUGGGCAUGGCCUCAUCACAAAACCUACAAAAUAAGGCAUCUUUGUGGUUGUUUUUGAGAUGAAUAAGUUUGUUGUGUCAGUUAGUUUAGCAAAUAACAAGACUG
Ipomoea triloba (trilobed morning glory) is the source of this 2078-nucleotide messenger RNA. Its product is annotated as beta-glucosidase BoGH3B-like. The coding region runs from base 125 to 2008 and encodes 627 amino acids. Gene Ontology annotation, biological process: glucan catabolic process. The transcript has 10 exons. The record is from RefSeq and is a predicted model, not a curated record. NCBI's taxonomy places the organism in Eukaryota, Viridiplantae, Streptophyta, Magnoliopsida, Solanales, Convolvulaceae. Gene Ontology annotation, molecular function: beta-glucosidase activity.